This is a messenger RNA of Spea bombifrons (plains spadefoot toad), 2056 nucleotides long. Its product is annotated as neuroligin-1-like. Gene Ontology annotation, biological process: postsynaptic membrane assembly; synaptic vesicle endocytosis; presynaptic membrane assembly. The record is from RefSeq and is a predicted model, not a curated record. Gene Ontology annotation, molecular function: neurexin family protein binding; signaling receptor activity. Bases 715 to 1290 code for a protein of 191 amino acids. NCBI's taxonomy places the organism in Eukaryota, Metazoa, Chordata, Amphibia, Anura, Pelobatidae. Gene Ontology annotation, cellular component: cell surface; synapse; postsynaptic specialization membrane. The transcript is spliced from 3 exons.
CACAGCCCAUAUAUGGGCACUGGAGGCGGAUGCAGCGGCUUCUGCUCCAGCUUCUACAGACAGGAGCCGGUGAAGGACCUGUUCAUCCUGGAUAUCUCCUUCUAGGCAUCUUUCAAAAGACCCUCCACCACCACCACCAUCAAACACUUUUAUCUCUAUGGGAAUCUCUCCUUUUUAAACAGUCUCGGAAUCUGUGGCUUUUCGCACAUCAACUUGUUUCUGAUUAUUUUUGAGAUUUAAGUUUUUUUUUGUUCUGAUGGAUCUUAAUUUUCUGGCUGUUUGAGAAAUUUGAGCCUGGGUGCUGCUGCUGUUGCUGGGUACUGAUGCUCCCUUAACAACAAUGCUCCUAUUCAUUAAGAGAAUGUGCUGCAAAAUGCUUCGAUUUUAUUAGGACUAACUCAAGUAUUUAUGAUCACUGAUUCGGACAUAUACAAGGAUAUAGACCUGCAGUUAACUGGAUUUGAUUUAUAAGGAGGAAAUCAUUAGUAAAUGGCAGCCCUUCUCACUUUGCUACUAUGGAAAACAGUGUUGUCGAUAGAAUGUUGUCUGAUAAAAAGAGCCAAGUGAAGAUUCUGCUUCAGUGAGUAUGAAAUCAAUGGAAGAUUCUACUGGCAGGAUCUCAUUUAACUGAUCUGAUACAAUUCCUUGGACUGUUCUUAUUUUACAUAAGUGGAUACAAAUAAGUUUGCUUUCCCCUGCAGCUAAUGUGGGACUAUGGCAUUUUCAAGGUCCAUGCCAGAAAACUGCUUAUGGAGAGUCAGAAAGCAGAGUUUUCUACCCAAGGGAUUGGAUGUCACGUUCUCGUUGUUUCUGUUUGUAUUUUUGCUUCAUAUAACAACAGUGUGGUCUCAGAAAUUGGAUGAUGGCGAUCCAAUUGUUUCAACAACGUAUGGCAAAGUUAGAGGAGUUAAGAAGGAACUCAAUAAUGAAAUUCUAGGCCCGGUCAUUCAGUUCCUUGGUGUUCCAUAUGCUGCUUCUCCUGUGGGGGAACGUCGAUUUCAACCUCCGGAACCUCCAACAGCAUGGGGAGAUAUCAAAAACACAACCCAAUUUGCUCCAGUCUGUCCACAAAACAUUGUAGGGGGCAGACUACCUGAAGUAAUGCUUCCGGUUUGGUUCACUAAUAACCUGGAUGUAGUUUCUUCUUACGUUCAAGACCAGAGUGAAGAUUGUCUAUAUUUAAAUAUUUAUGUCCCAACUGAGGAUGUCAAAAGAAUAUCCAAGGAUUGUGCCCGGAAACCAGGCAAGAAAAUAUGUAGAAAAGGAGGUAUGUAUUUAUGCUCUAGAUAAAAAGAAUGGAAAAAAGAUGCAAUAGGGAGCUGCUUUUUAGCAUGAACUGACAGGUAGGACUUUUGCAAAAACACUUGAAUGCUAUGGAAACAGAACAAACUUGAAAAGCAUUCUGGCAGUAUGUAUAUUUUUGUCUUGGGUGACACUUCUUUCAACGAGGAGAUAAAGGAUCGGGUAGGUGCCUAGUUUAUGUAGCUACAGGUAAACAUUUAAAUGCCGUACUAAUUAAAAGGAACACAUACUGUAUAUGAUUUUUUCAUAUCAGUUGGUUUUACUAUACAAUACACCAUAUUUAGACAAAGCUGGAGGAAAUCUGAUGGAAAAGUUAAAUGAGUAAUCAGCAGGACCAUUCAAUUGGUUUCCAUGGUGAUUGGUAGAUCGGAAGUUUCCGAAGUGUUCCUGUUGUGCCUUAAUAAUUAAAUAUGAUCCAAUGAACCACUUCUAUAAAGCCUAGUAGAAUGUUGUCCAGCAUUAUGAACUAUAAAAGUAAGUAAGAGAUUUAGAAAAUAAUCAUACGUGUUUGUUAUAGUUAAUUGCCUAAAGGAACACUUAUUUAACUCCAACCCCAGCUACAUCUACUGAAAACGGGGUGCACCCUGCAAUAUGCUUCUUACACAUAUUCAGUAGAAUUCCCAUUCUAUGCUAUGCAUACAUGUGAUUGGCUCCUGCUCCAUUGACUUCAGUGGGAGCGCUACUGAGCAUGUGCAAGACAUUUACAUUCAGCACUUCCUGGCUUAAGUAAAUGCAGCCAGGGAAAUAGUGCUUG